GAUGGAGCUCAGUCCACUACCUGUGAUGCUCUUGCUGAUUUCACUCAUACCAGUGGUCCAGGCUCAAGGGAGUCGUAAAGCUGUGGUGUCUAUAAAGCCUGAUACACAUGUGUUCACUGGAGAGAUUGUUACUCUCAGAUGUGACAUACAGGGAGGAGGAGACACUCAGUGGACUUACAGCUGGAAGAAAAAUAAUACCACAAUAUCAGAGGGAAUAGGGAGAUUCUUCAUAGAAAACAGAACACAGAUGUUCACUAUCUGGCCUGUUGAGGACUCUGACAGUGGAACCUACACCUGCAGAGGACAUGGGAGAGACUCUCAGAGCUCAGAGAUCAGUGAUGAUGUCACACUCACUGUAUCAGUAAGACCCAAACCGACUGUGAGAGUGAAUCCUCAGAGCUCCGUCUACACUGGAGACACCGUCACUCUGAGCUGUGAGCUGCAGCAGGAGACUGGAUGGGAGUUUUACUGGUACAAAAAUAAUCAGCUGUUACAGAAUCUGAAGAGGGAACAUGUGAACACACUUAAAGUGACACUCGAUAAUGCAGGAGAAACAGAGUACAAGUGUCGAGCAUACAGGACAAACUACUACAAACACAACUAUUACACAGUGCUCAGUGAUCCUGUCAAGAUUACAGUGAGAGCAAGACCUAAACCAGUGGCAUCCAUAAAUCCUGAUAAUCAGGCUUUCAGUGGAGACACCGUCACUCUGAGCUGUGACAUACAGGAUGAAAAUGUCUCUAGCUGGCAGUACAGCUGGUAUAAAGAUACUUCACACAGUCCUGUCAGUAGUGAACAGGUGUACAGUAUCAGUGGUGUUGAAGUGACCCACACAGGUACAUACACCUGUAGAGGAACAGAGAGAGGAGGCUCACGCUCCUCACACUCCAGUGAUGUUAUUACACUGACUGUAUCAGCGAGACCUAAACCAGUGGCAUCCAUAUAUCCAUAUAAUCAGGUGUUCAAUGGAGACACAGUCACUCUGAGAUGUGACAUACAGGAUGAAAGUGUCUCUAGCUGGCAGUACAGUUGGUAUAAAGAUACUUCACACAGUCCUGUCAGUAGUGAACAGGUGUACAGUAUCAGUGGUGUUGAAGUGACCCACACAGGUACAUACACCUGUAGAGGAACAGAGAGAGGAGGCUCACACUCCUCACACUCCAGUGAUGUUAUUACACUGACUGUAUCAGAGAGACCACAGGCAGUACUGAGUGUAUCUCCACAGAGCUGGCUGACUGAAGGAGACUCAGUGACUCUAAGCUGUGAGGUUACAGACUCCUCUACAGACUGGACAUUCAGCUGGUACACAGUUGUUCCCUACAGAGACGGAUUAACUGGAAUAAAUAAUAAUCGUGGCUAUAUCGUGCACGUGGAUCUCCUCUCAGACAGCAGCAGAGGAUCUGGAGACAAAUACACUCUCAGUCCUGCUGCUCUUAAUCACACAGGAGUUUAUAUGUGCAGAGGAGAGAGAGGAGAACCAGCCCUUCACACACAGUACAGCAAUCUACAGCCACUAUGGAUCACUGGUGAAUCUCCUCCAGUCUCUCUGAUCAUCAAUCCUAGCAGAACUCAACACUUUACUAAAGACUCUCUCUCACUGAGAUGUGAGGACCAGAGUAAGUCUACUGGAUGGACAGUGAGACGAUACACACACACUGAGAGAGUGUUAGAUUGUUCACACUGGGCAUCAGUUACAGGAUCUACAUGUAACUUCAGCUUCCUCUCCACAUCCUACACUGGAGUUUAUUGGUGUGAGUCUGAAUCUGGAGAAAACAGUAAUCCUGUCAACAUCACAGUGCAUGAUGGUGAUGUGAUCCUGGAGAGUCCUGUCCAUCCUGUGACUGAGGGACAUCCUCUGACUCUACGCUGUUUAUAUCACAACCCAAAUCCCUCAAACCUCCGAGCUGAUUUCUAUAAAGAUGGAUCAGUUCUCCAGAACCAGACUACAGGAGAGAUGAUCAUCCAAACUGUCUCAAAGUCAGAUGAAGGUUUCUACCACUGUGAACACCCAGAGAGAGGAGAGUCUCUGAAAAGCUGGGUCUCAGUCAGACGUCCAUCAUGUGCAGAAUUCCCUGUGCUCAUGCUGAUCUGUAGUGUGGUGACGGCCUCUCCGUAUCUGCUGGUGACCAUCAUUCUGCUGGUUAUAUGUUACAGAGCACGAGAUCACACUGAUGAAGACAGGAUUGAGAAUGCAGUUUUAGAGGAGUGA
Molecule: messenger RNA, 2209 nt
Organism: Tachysurus vachellii
Lineage: Eukaryota; Metazoa; Chordata; Actinopteri; Siluriformes; Bagridae
Product: B-cell receptor CD22-like
Exons: 11
Coding region: 2-2209 (735 amino acids)
Biological process (GO): cell surface receptor signaling pathway
Molecular function (GO): transmembrane signaling receptor activity
Source: RefSeq, a predicted model, not a curated record